UGUGGGCGGGUCCUUGCCUCUGUUUUCUUAGGUAGCCUGUUAAAAUGCCCGAACUCAAAACACUUCUUUUUCCAAGAUGGCGUCGAUGAAGGACAGCGACACCGGCCUGUGGCUUCACAACAAAUUGGGAUCUACAGACGAGCUUUGGACGCCCCCGAGCAUUGCCUCUCUCCUCACAGUGUCUGUAAUCGACAACAUACGACUGUGCUUUUCGAGUCUGUCGCCGCCCGUGAAGCUAAAACUUCUACUCGGGAUGCUGCAUCUUCCCCGGCGCACCGUGGACGAGAUGAAAGAAGCUCUGUCUGAGAUAAUCCAGUUGGCCACGGUGGAUUCAGAGCCCUGGGUGCUGAUGGUUGCAGACAUCCUCAAAUCCUUCCCAGAGACGGGCUCUUUAAACUUGGACUUGGAAGAGCAAAACCCAAAUGUUCAGGAUAUCCUUGGAGAGCUCAGGGAAAAAGUGAGUGAGUGUGAGGCUUCGUCUAUGCUUCCUCUUGAAUGCCAGUACCUAAACAAGAGCGCCUUAACCACACUGGUGGGACCUUUGACACCACCUGUCAAACAUUUCCAACUCAAACGAAAACCCAAAAGUGCAACGCUGAGAGCAGAACUGCUGCAAAAAUCCACAGAGACAGCUCAGCAGUUAAAAAAGACAGCCGGAGUGCCUUUUCAUGCCAAAGGGAGAGGUUUGGUUAAGAAGAUUGACAAUACAACUCCUCUUAAGGGGAUUCCCAAAGCCCCAUUUCGAAGUCCCACCGCCCCCAGUAUGUUCAGUCCUCCCAGUAAUCGCACACCUAUAGCUCCUGCUCGCACACCUCUCCGCAAAGAGAGAGGAGUCAAGCUUUUGGAUAUUUCUGAGCUGGAUAUGGUGGGAGCUGGACGGGAAGCUAAAAGGAGAAGAAAGACAUUGGAAACCGAGACUGGGGAGAAAGCAGCCAAAGAAGAAGCAGUAGUUGAAAACACGACUCCAGAUUACGCUGCUGGACUUGUUUCGGCGCAGAAACUGGGGGCAUUGAACGAGAAUCCACUACCGUCAACAAGUUAUUUACCAGCUACUCCCAGCAUGGUGCCCUCUUCCUCUUAUAUCCCCAGCUCUGAGGCACAGCCAGCAAACGCGGGCGGUUCAGGGCGGGAAACGCUACAGUCGGCUCGCCAACCGGAGGAGCCGGCCACAGCAGGCACCGGGGCCAACGCCACACUCCCGGGCCAGUACAAACAGAGGACCCCCAUGUACAAUGCAGGGACCACCGCCAACCCAGCCACACCCACCUCCCCCAGCACGCCCACUUCCACGCCUGCCAACAACGGACCCCCAGCAGCAGCUACAGCCAGCCAGCCCGAGACCCCCACCCAGCCUCCCAGCACGCCACAGACCCCCACGCCUACCUCCGCACCCCAACAGCCCCAGCCCAAAAAGAACCUGUCGCUCACGAGAGACCAGAUGUAUGCCGCUCAGGAGAUGUUCAAAACGGCCAACAAGGUCACGAGACCGGAGAAGGCGCUCAUUCUAGGCUUCAUGGCAGGAUCCAGAGAGAACCCGUGCCCGGAGCAGGGGGACAUCAUCCAGAUCAAACUGAGCGAGCACACAGAGGUCCUGCCCAAAGCCGAUGGCACAGGCAGCACCACCAUGUUAGUGGACACUGUGUUCGAAAUGAACUACUCAACAGGACAGUGGACCAGACUCAAGAAAUACAAGCCCAUUACCAACACCUCCUGAGCACUUCUAACCCGUAUCACCCCCAAGCCCACUCACACAGUACAUCACAUACACACAAGUACCUUCAAUUUCUUGGGUUCUUUUUAAAGAGUCCAUAUUACUCUAUGUUCUGACCUAUGUUAUAAUGUUGUUUCCUCAUCAAAAACAUAUCCUGUGUUGUUUUGUUUCAUUCACAUGUUUAACACACAAACCCUGCAUGUUUAGGCUAAGUUCUUCCCUCAAAGAGAAAAAUUCUUUUGUGAUGCUUGUGAUGUCAUGUGGUAAUACAGGAAGUGCUCCACUGUGUUUUUAAACUCCAUACACCUUCACUAGAAACAUUCUGAUAAUUUCAAUCCUGGAAUUGCCAAUCUCCACUCAACAAAUGAUAAAUGGUAGCCGCUAAAAGAACAGAGCAUUUUGCGCUUUGGAGAUGUAGACAGACUGAAAAUGCAGGAUUACUCAAACAUAUGAAUGAAACAAAACUCCAGGUACAUUUUUGAGGCGGUAACAAAAUUAUAACAUGGCUUAAAGUUCACAAGAGUGAAUUUUGCGUAUUAUAGAGCCUUUAAAGACAAUUCACCGUAUUCCGGACGUUGGUGUGGGCACCACCACCAUCAUUUGGGUUGUAUUAUUUUGUAUGCUGCAGCAAAUUUCAAUACAGACUAUAAAGCUGUUUUAAGGCCCCCUGGAGAAUUGGUGUGGUGUUCACUUCUUGAUGUACAUGAAAAUUGAACAUUUUACACAAAUGAACCUAGUUUGUCAUAUUUUAGCUGCAAAACCUUUCCCAAAUUUUCCAUUGACAUGGGAUCUAAGUCUUAACCAGAAGUGCCACCACAAGAAAGCGUGGUUUAGGUGUGUUUAGAGACUUAAGAUGGCAGGGUAGAAUAAUAUAGUAGGAGACGUAUUUACCUUGUUAAGAAACAUGUCAACAAGGUAAAUGUAUCUCCUACUGUAUUGUCUUUAAAAAGAAGCCAAGAAAUUUAUGUACAAAAGAAGACAAAAUGAAUGCUUUUGGAAUACACAAAAGUACCCUUCACGUUCAGCCAAAAGCUUCUCUGGUAGGGCAAUCGAGAGAGCAAGCCUCCCUUUUUCUUGUACAGCUGCCAAAAUGCUGGACUGUGUCUUUGGUUGUUUCUUUCUACCUUUUUAUUGUUUGUUUUUAAAUGGCCUCUGGGUCCUAAAGGUGGUCAGGUGCAGAGAAGUUUACUGCACCUGAAGAUGUGGACUCUAUUGAAUACAACUACAAAAGAGCUGUCUAACGAGUUGUCCUCAAAUGGUAUUCAAAAACAUGGGCACGCUCAAAAGAAAAGGACUUGUAAAACUAACUUGGUGACUGGAGACUUUUGAUAAAUGUUUAUGGAAUCUUCCCUUUUAAAGAAGGUAUGAAAAUAAAAAGACAGACUCCAGACCAUGUUCUUUACUCUUAUACAAAUAAACCAGAAACUGCUGAAAUCUUUCGGGAUUAUAAAGGGA
Messenger RNA from Boleophthalmus pectinirostris (great blue-spotted mudskipper), 3166 nucleotides. It is a transcript of the gene nelfa, whose product is annotated as negative elongation factor complex member A. Gene Ontology annotation, cellular component: NELF complex. Gene Ontology annotation, biological process: negative regulation of transcription elongation by RNA polymerase II. Lineage: Eukaryota; Metazoa; Chordata; Actinopteri; Gobiiformes; Gobiidae. Bases 77 to 1714 code for a protein of 545 amino acids. The record is from RefSeq and is a predicted model, not a curated record. The transcript is spliced from 11 exons.